This is a messenger RNA of Pieris macdunnoughi, 384 nucleotides long. Lineage: Eukaryota; Metazoa; Arthropoda; Insecta; Lepidoptera; Pieridae. The record is from the annotation of a GenBank genome assembly.
AUGGCUGCUGCUGCUGAUUUUACAACUACACCCCACUGCCCCACUAUUGCUUCUUUGCAAUUAGAGAAUUAUGUUGACCCAGCACCUGUGCCAUCUGUUAGCAUAGAUUUUCACUCCCUUGUUACUCCCUCUCAUAUUUCUCCAGUGCCAACAUCAAAAAAGACAACUAACAAUAGACGCCGGCUACAUCUAGAAAUAACACUGACUGAUAUAGCAACUAGAAAUGAGACUGCGAUCCCUACUGACGAAGACGCCGAGUGUUUUUUCUCUAAUGGAAAAUAUAGCGAGGAUAAACGGGGUGAAGUACAGUGCUUCAUGUGCGAAUUGUUGGUUCACGGUGCUUGUAGUGGUUAUGAAUCCGGUGUGUACAUUUGUGAAUACUGA